UUAAUUGACCUGUUCUCUUUCAGAUCAGUUGUUUCGUUUGGAUCCAAGAACAGAGCUAUUGGUGUCUCAGCUAAAAACCAGCAAAUUACUCAUGCCAACAACACCGUAUCUAACUUCAAGAGAUUUCAUGGCCGUGCAUUUAAUGAUCCUUUUGUUCAGAAGGAGAAAGAAAAGUUGAGCUAUGAAUUGGUUCCUAUGAAGAAUGGUGGCGUUGGAGUAAAGGUGAUGUACAUGGAUGAAGAACACAUCUUCAGUGUGGAACAAAUUUCAGCUAUGUUGUUGACUAAAUUAAAGGAGACUGCAGAGAGUAACCUGAAAAAGCCAGUAACAGACUGUGUUAUUUCUGUUCCAUCCUUUUUCACAGAUGCUGAAAGGAGAUCUGUUCUGGAUGCAGCUCAGAUUGUUGGAUUAAACUGUCUUAGAUUAAUGAAUGACAUGACAGCAGUGGCUCUGAACUAUGGAAUUUAUAAACAAGACCUUCCAGCUCCUGAAGAGAAGCCACGGAUAGUCGUGUUUGUUGAUAUGGGACAUUCUGCGUUUCAAAUAUCAGCCUGUGCAUUUAACAAGAGUAAACUAAAGGUGCUUGGGACAGCAUUUGACCCUUUCUUAGGUGGAAGAAACUUUGAUGGAAAGUUAGUAGAUUACUUCUGUGCAGAAAUAAAAUCAAAGUACAAACUGGAUCCAAAAGCAAAAGUUCGAGCUCUUCUUCGUCUGUAUCAGGAGUGUGAGAAGCUGAAGAAACUAAUGAGUUCAAAUAGCACAGACAUUCCCCUAAAUAUUGAGUGUUUCAUGAACGAUACUGAUGUAUCUGGAAAAAUGAACAGGUCUCAGUUUGAAGAACUAUGUGCUGACUUGCUGCAAAGGAUAGAGGUGCCUCUACUUUCACUGAUGGAGCAAACACAAUUGAAAGUGGAAGAUGUGACUGCUGUAGAGAUUGUGGCAACGCUGAAUGCAGAUGAAGCCAUAGCUAGAGGCUGUGCUCUGCAGUGUGCAAUUCUUUCCCCAGCUUUUAAAGUGAGAGAGUUCUCUGUGACAGAUGCAACACCGUUCCCAAUAUCUCUGUUGUGGAAUACAGAAGCUGAAGACACUGAAGGGGUCCAUGAGGUGUUCAGCAGAAAUCAUGCAGCACCUUUCUCCAAAGUUCUCACCUUCUAUAGGAAAGGUCCAUUUGAGUUGGAAGCUUUUUAUUCUGAUCCUAAUGGAGUCCCAUAUCCUGAGACAAAAAUUGGUAGGUAUGUUAUACAGAAUGUGGCAGCCCAGAAGGAUGGAGAGAAGUCUAAAGUCAAAGUGAAAGUCCGUGUCAAUACUCAUGGCAUUUUCAGUGUGUCCACUGCAUCCAUGGUAGAACCAGUUAAGACUGAGGAGAGUGAAGAUGUCACUGUUGAGACCGAAGUAGAAUCUCUGGACCAGAGGCCUCCUGAAAAUUCAGAUGAUAAAAAUAUCCAGCAAGAGAACAGUGAGGCUGGAACACAGUCCCAGGUACAAACUGAUGGUCAGCAAACGCCACAGUCUCCCCCUUCAUCAGAACCUCCCUCUGAAGAAAACAAAAUCCCAGAUGUCAAGAAAACAAAUGAGAAGAAAGCUGAUCAGCCUCCAGAAGCUAAGAAACCCAAGAUAAAAGUGAAAAAUGUGGAACUGCCUAUUGAAGCUAACUUGGUUUGGCAGUUAGGAAAAGAUCUCCUCAAUAUGUAUAUUGAAACAGAGGGUAAGAUGAUUAUGCAAGACAAACUGGAGAAAGAAAGAAAUGAUGCAAAGAAUGCAGUGGAGGAAUAUGUAUAUGAGUUUAGAGACAAGUUGUCUGGACCAUACGAAAAGUUUGUUUGUGAAAAGGAUCUGCGAGGAUUCUCUGCACUCCUAACAGAGACAGAAGGCUGGCUAUAUGAAGAGGGUGAGGAUGAAGCUAAGCAGGUGUAUGUAGACAAAUUGGAGGAUUUAAAGAAAUUAGGUACUCCGAUUGAAAUGCGCUACCAAGAAGCAGAAGAACGACCGAGGCUGUUAGAAGAACUGGGACGCAGGCUCCAAUACUAUGCUACAAUAGCUGGGGAAUUCAGGAAUAAAGAUGAGAAAUACAUACAUAUUGAUGAAAUGGAAAUGAUGAAAGUAGAGAAAUGUGUUGGUGACGUGGUGGAGUGGAUGAAUAAUGCUGUAAGUGCACAGGCUAAAAAGAGCUUAGAUCAGGAUCCAGCUGUGCGUUCAACUGAAAUUAAGGCAAAGCUACAGGAGUUGAACAAUAUCUGUGAGCCUAUUGUAACACAACCGAAACCAAAAGUUGACUCUCCUAAGGAAGAAAAUCCAUUAAAUGAACAGAGUGAUUAUAAAAGUGAAGACAUGGGAGAAGAUGACAAAAAUUCCGAAAUGCCUCAACAAAAUGGCGAAUGUCAUCCAAGUGAUCAAAACGCCAUGAGCAUGGACUUGGACUAAACCACUGCACUUGCAGCAACUUAUUUCAUCCUGUGACAGAAGAUAUUUUUGCUGUCGUAUGUGAUGGGGGCAGGGUAGGGGGGAUGCAUUGUUUCGGGAGCUAUUUAUAUUUUUCUUAAAACUUGUCUGGAAUAUGUUGUAUUAUGGGAGGAAGAGUAGUAAUAAUGAUGGUCAUGACUAUCCUAAAAGGAAAAUUGCCUUGGUAACUUUCAGAUUCCUGUGGAAUUGUGAGUUCAUACUAAGCUUCUGUGCAGUAUUUAACCAUUUGCAUCACUAACGAUGAAAAGAAGCCCUUGCUCAGAAAUAUACUGCUACUUCAAGAGGUUGUAACCGAAACCUUCGUAGGCAUUUGUAGAUGCCAAGGUAGUUUUCUUUCAUCUGGACAUCUAAUUGGGUAUGUCAAUAAAAAGCCAGUGUCUAUCCCAUUUUAUAAGGACUUUCCAGAAUAAAAUCCUUCUGUUCUAAGGCUUUUGACUAUUGCAGUCCAAAGCACUUAUCAGAUAAUAAGAUGGUGAAAUGUGUUAGUAGCAUGCGGAAACACUUAUGUUUCGUCUCUUGCUAAACAAUACAUUUUUCAUGUGGGGUACAUAAAAUGAAGGAAAUGCUAAUUCUGUUAGUGUUAUUGUGAAGCCUUUUAAUGAGCUUUAAAAUAAAGUUCAUUUUACUGCUA
Struthio camelus australis is the source of this 3091-nucleotide messenger RNA. NCBI's taxonomy places the organism in Eukaryota, Metazoa, Chordata, Aves, Struthioniformes, Struthionidae. The record is from RefSeq and is a predicted model, not a curated record.